GGAAACUGGCAAUUCACUAGAGUCGGAUAAUCAGUUAGAGUUUAUGCCCGCUGAAGGCGCCUCUAAAAUCGGUUCGACAUCUACGUACUUUGGUGAAUGGAAGAAGCAACGUAACCAUUCUUUUAAACAACUCCUCAAGUGGGUCUUCUUUAUUCUUCUUUACUCUCACAUUUGAUUAGAUCAGAUCUACUACAUGAAGGUCAACUCUAUCAUUCUCUCACCAACUCCUGCGCUUCUUCUCCUCCUCCUUCCCAGACACAUAGAGGGAGGAAGAAGAAGUAAAACAAAAAAAACAAAACAAAAAUGAGGUUGUUAGAUAAUAAUACUGAAGCUAUUGGCCGCGGCAAUGUCAAGUACCGGAGGAUCGAGGCCGAGGAAGGAGGAGGAGGAGAUGUGGAAGAAGAGGAAGCAUUUGGUUGGAGGUGGAGUGGGAGGAAUGAUAGUAGGAAGUACGUAUAUGCCUGCGCCACAUUCGCUUCGCUCAACUCCGUUCUCCUUGGCUACGAUGUCGGCGUAAUGAGCGGCGCCAUUCUUUUCAUUCAGAAAGAUCUCCGCAUAACCGAACUCCAGGAAGAGCUACUUAUCGGAUGCCUGAGCAUCGUCUCGCUGCUAGGCAGUCUGCUCGGCGGAAGGACCUCAGACACCGUCGGCAGAAAAUGGACCAUUGGUCUUGCCAGUAUUGUAUUUCAGUGUGGAGCUGCUGUCAUGGCCUUUGCCCCUUCUUUCCUCGUGCUCAUGAUCGGCCGACUUCUUGCAGGAGUAGGAAUUGGUUUCGGCGUUAUGAUCGCGCCCGUCUAUAUCGCAGAAAUAUCCCCUUCUGUCUCGCGAGGUUCUCUCACCUCCUUCCCCGAGAUCUUCAUCAAUCUCGGAAUUCUCCUCGGUUACAUAUCGAAUUACGCUUUCUCGGGCCUUUCAGAACAUAUAAAUUGGAGGAUAAUGCUCGGCGUCGGAAUUCUGCCCUCCGUCUUCAUCGGAUUCGCGCUUUUCGUGAUACCAGAGUCCCCGCGGUGGCUGGUAACGAAGAGGCGAGUAAAAGAAGCACGUUCGGUGCUCCGCAGGAUCAGCGAAAGUGAGUUGGAGGCCGAAGAAAGGCUGGUGGAGAUAGAGCAGGCCGCUGCGGCAGCAAGUGCUUCUGCAAAGAAGCAUGAAGAGAAGGCCAUAUGGAGAGAGCUGCUCAGUCCUUCUCCUUCGCUGCUGCGAAUGCUCGUCGCAGGCUGCGGAAUCCAGUGCUUCCAGCAGAUAACCGGUAUCGACGCGACGGUUUACUACAGCCCGACUAUCUUUCGCGACGCAGGGAUCGAAUCUGAGAAUGAGAUUCUUGCUGCGACAGUGGCUGUCGGAUUCACCAAGACUGCGUUCAUCUUGGUCGCGAUCUUUCUAAUAGAUAAGGCUGGAAGAAAGCCUCUUUUGUACGUCGGCACAGUCGGGAUGACUGUCUGCUUGUUUGUACUGGGCAUUGCUCUGACCCAUCAGCAUGGGUCUGGACUGCUUUCGCCGGAUGUCGGGAUCAGGCUCGCAAUCUGGGCGGUCUGCGGCAAUGUAGCAUUCUUUUCGAUCGGAAUAGGCCCGAUUUGUUGGGUGCUGACGUCCGAGAUAUUUCCUUCGAGGCUAAGAGCUCAGGCUUCGGCGCUCGGAGCAGUCGGGAAUAGGCUCAGCAGCGGUUUGGUUGCGAUGUCCUUCUUGUCAGUCUCACGCCAAAUCUCCGUAGCGGGGACUUUCUUUAUUUUUUCUGCGGUCUCGGCUCUCUCGAUUGCGUUCGUACACAAAUUUGUUCCCGAAACCAAAGGGAAGUCUCUGGAGCAGAUUGAGAUGUUAUUCCAAAGCGCGGCAGAGAUGCGGGGAGGCGAAGUGCAGCUCGGAGAUGUCGAGCACCUGGUGCAGGAGGAAUAGGCUGGGAUGUUUUACCUCUCUUCUAGUCUUUCUUUUGAGAAUAAUUCUGCUUCAUUGUUGUAGUCAGAGGAUUACAGUUCACACCAAAUUUACUUUGACAUGUACAUGUAC
Molecule: messenger RNA, 2001 nt
Organism: Ananas comosus (pineapple)
Lineage: Eukaryota; Viridiplantae; Streptophyta; Magnoliopsida; Poales; Bromeliaceae
Product: probable polyol transporter 4
Exons: 3
Coding region: 304-1890 (528 amino acids)
Biological process (GO): transmembrane transport
Cellular component (GO): membrane
Molecular function (GO): myo-inositol:proton symporter activity
Source: RefSeq, a predicted model, not a curated record